GUCCCCAUCCCCACCACUGCUCCUCCGGCUGGCGGCUCCACAUGCGCCGCGGCGCUCCGAGGCCUGCAGCGGGCACAGCGGCUCCAGUCCGUGGGCAUGUCGGCCGCAGACUCCGCGGGGACGGCGGGCAGGCCACAAGAGGAGGAAGGGCAGAGGCAAGCGGGCCCGUCGCUGCCAGCUAUCGAGCUGCCAAGGAAACGAAAGGGAGAUGUGGAGGAGAGGUCAGACGACCAUGUACAGCAGAGCCUUGACUUCCAAAUGGAAGAUGACCUCAGCAGAUCUGAAGGAGAGGAUCAGCAUGUCAAAAUGCAAUGCUUCAGGGAGCCUCAUCGGCAGAUCGAGAAGCGGCGGAGGGAUAAAAUGAACAACCUCAUCGACGAGCUGUCGGCCAUGAUCCCCGCCUGUCAGCCCUUGACUCGAAGACUGGACAAGCUCACUGUGCUAAAGAAGACUGUCAACCACCUGAAAGGCCUCAAAGUUGGGGGGAGCAGGGCCUUCAUGGACACCAACCACAAGCCUUCCAUCCUGCCUCAAGAUGACCUCAGGCCCCUUCUGCUCAGCGCUGCAGACGGUUUCUUGUUAGUUGUAAGUUGUGACCGGGCAAAAAUCCUCUUCCUCUCCGAGUCCGUCUCCAAGAUCCUCAACUUUAGCCAGUUGGAGCUGACUGGACAGAGCCUGUUUGACUUCAUCCACCCCAAAGACAUCAACAAGGUGAAGGAACAGCUGUCGUCUGCAGAGCUGCACCCUCGCCAACGCCUCAUUGAUGCAACAACUGGAUCUCAGGUCCAGGCCGACAGCCCCGUCAGGGCGACCCACUUGUCCACUGGGGCACGGCGAGCCUUCUUCUGUCGCAUGAAGCACAGUCGGCUGGCAGGCAACCACGAGGACAAACGCCCCAUGCCCAGCUCUUUCAAAAAGAAAGACUCUUACAGAUACUGCACCCUCCACUGCACUGGAUACAUGCGGAGUUGGCCGAGCAGCCAGAUGGACUUGGAGGGAGAGGGCGAGAAAGAAACCUUGUAUCUAUCCUGCCUGGCGAUGGUGUGCCGCCUCCACCCCCACGUGUCACACCACCCACCCAAAGACAUCCCCGUCAAGCCCACCGAGUUCGUCACCCGCUGUGCGAUCGACGGCAAGUUCACUUUUGUAGACCAACAAGCCACGACUGUCAUUGGUUAUCUGCCGCAGGAAGUUCUCGGCACGUCGUGUUACGAGUACUUCCACCAGGACGACCUCCAGCACCUCGCGGAGACACACAGGCAAGUUCUUCGAGGCAAAGAGAAGAUUGAGACACAGCGCUACAAGUUCAAGACAAAACAUGGCUCCUAUGUCUCGCUUCAGAGUCAGUGGUUUAGUUUCACAAAUCCAUGGACCAAAGAAGUUGAGUUUAUCGUGUCGUCGAACAGGGUCAUCUCCAGGGGGCCCGGUCACAUAAAAGAUGAGGAGGAGGCAGUUGACUCAAAAACACUUCAAGAAGACACUAAGCAAAUACCCAUAAUUCCCAACCUUUCCAGUGGUUUGGGCAAAAUGAUCUACGCAGGCAGUAUCGGGACCCAAAUCGCCAAUGAGCUCAUCGACACCUACAGGAUAAACUCUUCUCCAUCAAGCGGAGCUUCCAGUCCGUUUGGCUCGGCCCAGGAGAAAUGUCCACUGGUUUCCCCUCAAACCAGCAGGAGUGCAUCCAGCAGAGAGGACACAGCAGGCAGUUCGUCCCUGUCCCAGUCUGACUCGAGGACGGCAGCGGGCACGAGCAGUGCAACGUCUGAAAGCCCAGGUGAACCGUCCCAGCUAGACUUGGACAACAUGGUGGUGCCGGGCCUGAGCAGCUUUAGCAACGACGAGGCAGCCAUGGCGGUGAUCCUGAGCCUGCUGGAGACGGAUAUAAACAUGGGUCAGUCGGGUCAGUUUGAAGACUUGCACUGGCCUUUCUAGCGGGCACGCUGACCGUCCGCCCCUCUACAUGCUCUUGUGCCCUUUUCUUGCCAUUUGCCAUGAACGUUGUCGAUCCGUCGUUACAUUUUGCCACCGACCGAUCUGAUGUCACACUACUGAACCCACUGGUGUCAAGAGAUGCUGGCUGCAGACACAAGAGGGCAGACCUCCACCAUGGAGGACGUGUGACUUCAGUGUGGAUGAUGCUCGUGCAAACUUGUUACAGAAAAGAGAAGUACACACGUGUUGAAAUGGUAAACGAGGAGACGUUAUAUUCUCAGUUUGGGUCAAUGAAGAUAAUUUGGUGAGGUAUUUUAUUUCAGAUAAAACGAUGCUGAUUAAUGUUAAGUUCACAAAAUUGAGUACCAAGUCAAGUCAACUACCACGAAUUGGUAACAUAAGUUAAUAAUGGCAGUAAGUGAUACUCUUUUUGAAGGCACAAGUAAACAACCAGUUUCACAUACAACACUGAAAGCUCCAGUAAUGAAAGAACUGGCAAAAUACCAUACUCCUAAAUGUAAAUUUAUACUUUUAAAAUCGUGUAUUGUCAAUACAUAGAAGUGAAACUCCAUGGAAACUUGUUAAAAAAAUAACUAAUGUUUCAGAAGCAAUUGCAGCCGCUGUGAGUGUCACACGUCCUGCAUGGGUUAGGUCCACCAUCUUGUGUCUAGAGUGCGGACCUCAUCACUAGACUUUGCAACACGUCAAGGAAGCUAGAUAUCGGGAAUGACGUUUCAAGUCAAUAGCCUCUGGUAAGGCUGUCUUCUUCAGUGAUUCUCCAGUAUCUUCAUGGAGGAAUACAGUGUUCAGUUAGUGCUUUGAAAAGAAUCUAGCCCUCCUGAGUUGAAAAUCCCAAACUUUGGGAAACUACACUCGCACAGAGUAAGUGUCUAAGGAAAUAUAAGCCCAGCUAAGUCUAACAAUAUUGAGUCUGCAAAGUCAGAGCUGAUCAUUGCAGAAUUAUUAAGAACUAAGAACUAUAUUAAAAUCACUGUUUGCCCAAAUUGUUUCGCUCGUAAAUUAACCAGUAAUACACAGUUGGAUUUUACCAGCUAGCUACAGCUAAAAGCAGUGUGUGCUAAGCAGGCACCCUGGAAGUCAGAGUCGAGGGUGCUGUAAAACAGUCUAUUUAAUUAUGUUGAUGUAUACAAAAAAUCAAAUGAGGAGCAGUAGUACAACAUAAGUGGUUUUAGUAUUCAUUUAAAGGUAGGGUUGGUGAGUUGUUUCUGAAAAUCUUUGCAUUGUAUUUGUUAAAAUCCUCUUCACGUCCCGACAACUAUCAAUACGAAAAGGCCAGAGAGAUGAGGCUGAAGCAGAGACGAUAGUCAUAUGUCACGGAAGAGUCGGCUUCUAUAAGUUGGCAGUGCAGGUUCAUGUGUUUUGGGGGCGUAGCUGGGAUGUUUCUGUUGCAUUUUUUCAAAGUGUAGCCCGCUCUAAAGCCUUUCCAGGAUGACCAACCCUAGCUUUAAGUGACCACCAGCAUCUUAGAUAGAUAGAUAGAUAGAUCAAAUGUACAUUUACAUCAGUUUUAGAACCGGUUUUAACAAACCUAAACACGUCGAAGCUGCAUAGUUCCAUAUUCAGCUGUGGACACAGAUCUUAGUGAAUUACUCAACAGAAGCCGCACAUACGAUUAUCUAUGUCACGUUCUACCACGUUGCAUAAGGUAGGCUACACAGACAAUACACCAAAUGUUCUCAAAAUCAAGUAUUAUGUUACUGCUUCUAUGCCUCUAUGCUACACCUAAAAUGUUACUUUAGAAAAUGAAAAGAGCUUUUCUUAAUUAAUGGUUUAUUUUGCUUUGCAGUUUCAUCCCCUGCCGGUAGGGGGUAGUGCAGCCCCCUUAGCUCCCUACUUCCCCCAACCUUGGUACAAAGACCAUCAAAACCGACCAAGGGAGUUGCUUUGUGAUGGGACUGUUUCUGUUUAGUUAUAGAAUACAUACUUGAAUAUUAACUUGGUUUACAAUGCUUGGCGAAAGCAAUGUCAGUCAAAAGUUUAAAGUAUGAGUAUCCACUGAGAAACCUGAGCGGUGGGUGGUCUUUGAAAUGGAGGAUUUCUCUGUAUGUGUUAAAAUAUCGAAUGUGCACUAAAGGACGGAGUCCUACCAUGCCUAUGCUGUGCUCGCAUAUCACACACUUGCUGUACUCUAGACGGUUCUCUGGAAGACAUCUGCUCUACCCUGAACUCGUGGGGAAGGGGGCGCACUGUGCAUGUGAGAAUGUUUUCCUGUGUUAACAAUGGACAAGCCAGUAUUUUACAAGACAGACUUUAGUGUCAUGUCCUCGUUCCUUCCCCACCCUGUUGCUCUAAAAAGUAUUUGCCUUCGACUGCACUGAAAAAAAAAAGCCAUUGUAUAUAUGUUGCUGUGUGUCGAGUGUUGAAUAUCCCAUUGCCACGCACGCUUCUCGUGAAAGAAAACUCACCUUGAAGUAUCACACUUUUUCUACUCUGGGUCUAAUGGGUGGAGAAGUCAGGUGUUCUCACACCAGCACUGCAGCCACAAGGCAGGUUGAGGGUCUGAUUGAAUGGUACAGCCUCAGACGUGAAUGAUUAUACUACACAGCUAUUUAUUUCCUUAUGACCUUAUUUCAAAAUCAGUUAGGUAACAGCGCCGGUAGUCUGGGUCUGACAAGCUGAGGCCUCAGCUUUCCUUACUAAAAAGAAGCUCUUUAUAUUUGACCCCAACGUGACCCCUGGACUGUUCGCUACACUGACAUCAACAGUGUCAGAGUGUGUGUCAUGGUGGAUUCUAAACCUAGUGACUGGCCUUCAUAUGUAAACCCUGGUUUUAUCACUGGUUCCUCUAGUCUUGAAAGCAUAAUGUGAUUGUGUUGCCUUGAACACGCAUGCUGUUUCAGCACCAGGCUGGAUUGUGAAAGGAGCGCUCUUUGCCUUGAAAAGCAAAACAGUUGGUUCUGGACAAUAUUUGCAGUUCUCCACCGGUGCCAUGCAAAAUGGACACUAAAUCAUCUGCCAAGCAGCUGCCCUGCUUGGAGAAAAAUGUCCGGUAUGUGUAUGUGCAAACUGUUGUUGAUGUAUCUGCUGUAACAUGGAGGAGAGGUUGGAGUUUUUGAAAGUAAAACUUUUUUUUAAUAA
This is a messenger RNA of Limanda limanda (common dab), 5031 nucleotides long. RefSeq names its product basic helix-loop-helix ARNT-like protein 2. The transcript has 17 exons. Bases 97 to 1932 code for a protein of 611 amino acids. Gene Ontology annotation, molecular function: DNA-binding transcription factor activity, RNA polymerase II-specific; protein dimerization activity; RNA polymerase II cis-regulatory region sequence-specific DNA binding. Gene Ontology annotation, biological process: regulation of transcription by RNA polymerase II. The record is from RefSeq and is a predicted model, not a curated record. Lineage: Eukaryota; Metazoa; Chordata; Actinopteri; Pleuronectiformes; Pleuronectidae. Gene Ontology annotation, cellular component: cytoplasm; nucleus; aryl hydrocarbon receptor complex.